GGAGGAGGAGGAGGAGGAGGAGGGACGCCGCCGCCGCGGGGCCGCAGGGACGGAGACGCGCCAGGCCGGGCCGGGCACUCGCCGAGGACGCCGCAGCCGCUAGGGGCCCGCCGCGGACCCCGCUCCGGGAGUAUAGAAUGAGUCAAGGAGACUCAAACCCAGCAGCCAUUCCACAUGCAGCCGAAGAUAUUCAAGGAGAUGACCGGUGGAUGUCUCAGCACAACAGAUUUGUCCUGGACUGUAAAGACAAAGAGCCUGAUGUGUUAUUUGUCGGAGACUCAAUGGUGCAGUUAAUGCAGCAGUAUGAGAUAUGGCGAGAGCUUUUUUCCCCGCUUCAUGCACUGAAUUUUGGAAUUGGGGGAGAUACAACAAGACAUGUUCUGUGGAGACUAAAGAAUGGUGAACUGGAGAAUAUUAAACCUAAGGUCAUCGUUGUCUGGGUAGGCACAAACAACCAUGAUAACACUGCAGAAGAGGUAGCAGGUGGGAUUGAGGCCAUUGUACGACUCAUCAACACGAGGCAGCCACAGGCCAAAGUCAUCGUUUUGGGUUUGUUACCUAGAGGAGAGAAGCCCAACCCUUUGAGGCAGAAGAAUGCUAAAGUGAACCAACUCCUCAAGGUCUCCCUCCCAAAACUCACCAACGUCCAGCUCCUGGAUACGGACGGCGGCUUCGUGCACUCCGACGGCGCCAUCUCCUGCCAUGACAUGUUCGACUUCCUGCACCUCACAGGAGGGGGCUAUGCCAAGAUCUGCAAGCCGCUCCAUGAACUGAUCAUGCAGUUGUUGGAGGAGACUCCCGAGGAGAAACAAACCCUCAUCGCCUGACAGGCCCCCUUCAGUGUUCUCCACUCCCUCUGAUCAGUUAUCUCACUGACACUACCAAAUCCUUCUCUUUCCUAAGGCACUUUGCAUUGUAGAAUGUUCCCGGAUGUUCCCUUAUCUAGUGUUUGAAGGGGAGGAGGGAUUUAAGCUGGUCCUGUACCUAGAAAGUUGGUUUGACACAGGAAGGAAAGUAGCCAAGGGUGAGUGUUUGACUUAAUUCAUUUGAGACCAGAAGGGGAUUCUUCUUGAGUAGACACGUUCAGUUAUCCACUGUU
This is a messenger RNA of Suncus etruscus (white-toothed pygmy shrew), 1099 nucleotides long. It is a transcript of the gene PAFAH1B2, whose product is annotated as platelet activating factor acetylhydrolase 1b catalytic subunit 2. Lineage: Eukaryota; Metazoa; Chordata; Mammalia; Eulipotyphla; Soricidae. Bases 138 to 827 code for a protein of 229 amino acids. The record is from RefSeq and is a predicted model, not a curated record. The transcript has 6 exons.